Aureobasidium musti is the source of this 1662-nucleotide messenger RNA. The record is from the annotation of a GenBank genome assembly. NCBI's taxonomy places the organism in Eukaryota, Fungi, Ascomycota, Dothideomycetes, Dothideales, Saccotheciaceae.
AUGCAACGCGCCAAUAUGCGACCAUCUAUGCUGCCAAAAUUGAUCGUCGCGCAAACGCCUACAGCCGCAACGAUCGGCGAAAUGGCCGACUCGCCCUACUCAAUGCACUCUCGCAACUCAUCAGGCACAUCCGACAACUACUCACCUCUAACACAAACCUUCUCGUUUCAUGAACACACGCGCCAUGCAAGCUCCAGCUCCUCGUCGGUGGCAUCGACUCCUCCAAAGUACGAACCUAGUAUCGAAUCACUCAACAACCGCAUCUCAAGGACAACUCUCCAUGAUCUUGUCGAAGAUCCUCAUGAGAGAGAGGAUGAUUUCGAUCUCCGUGACAGUGCAUUCGAGUUCAAUUGCCAAUGUGCACUUGAGAAACCCCACUCUAACCAUGAUAUCUAUCAUCUGAGCGAAGCCGAAAUGGAUCCUCGUCUCUGUCAAUCUGCAUCUGCUUUGGAAAGGCCCAGUCUGGACUACUCUCUUGCUGAUGGACCGAGCGACUUCAACAGCGACAACGAAAUUGCUCUGAACGUGCCCAAGUCUAGGUCGAGGGCAAAUUCUGGCGAAUCGACCGUUACUGGUUUGGCUUCUCGUGUUGGCAGCCGUUUGUCAUCUUUCUCAAAACGCCGUGACAGAACACCCACCUCUCCUCCGACCGUGGCUGUUCAUCGACUUAGCACUAAGAGCGCCCCUGUCUCCCGUGUGCCGUCACGUGCCCCGUCUUUCCGCAUGUCUUCUGUAGCAAAGCCUGUCGUGACGCCUAUCGAUGUUGAGGCCGAGUCGACGCCGACACCCAGCCCAGCUAACGUCGCUGUCGAACCUUCUAAUCCUCUUGAUAUCAAGAUACCUCACACAGAUGAGCCAAUCGACCGCAAGGCCCUGGCAUCCACUCCUCUUCUUCCCAAGACAAUUCAGGAUCCAGAACAAAUUGAUGAGGAUGUCAUCCAAUCACCAUUGCAGUCCCCCACUGUCGCCGAUAACGCUCAAAUAAGUCGUCUGUCGAUGAUCGGCCCAUCACUGUCCAGUCCAGUCUUACCUGAGAUGUCGAUGGUGUCACCUGCUCUUUCGGCGCAUACUUCUACUGCCUCUCUCGGCGUCAUGCAAGCUAGCCAAGUCAUGUCCUCACCCGACAUCUCGUCAAUGCACAUUGUCAGCCCUCAAGACAAGUGGGCAAACAAGCUCGGACAUGCCAACUUCAACGUUUUCCCGGAACCGUAUCUGCCAGAAACUUAUAACAUUCACGCAUGCAGAAAACUUCUCGAGGACUGGGAGUCGGCUCGCAGACAAUUCAUGCAUCAAGCAGCACGCACCAGUGAACAUUACGGUCCGACCUCGCAAGUUUAUAAGUACACAGAGAAGAAGUGGGCAGAGAUUGAUGCGGAAUGGAAGAGAAACCAUGAGUUGGUUGUCGCCAAAACAGCUGCGAAUGGCGAGACGCCUGUGUUCCAGCCUUUGGCAGAGCCAGCCCCUCUCACCGAUCUUCCUGCUCUGGAUGACCCACUGAAAUUCCCUAAACUUGACGGGUCCGACAUUGUCGGGCCCAUGGUCAAGUACGCAAAGAUCAAGCAAAAGUCGUCUUCAAAGAAAUCGGCUUUCCUUAAAUUCUUCAACAAUGUGCGAACACCAGCCAACACACUAGGCCGCACCUCGACCGGCCUUGGUCUGUGA